CCAAAAUAUUGCGUGGCACAACUGAAACAUUAGGCAUUAAGCACACACCUUCCUUCCCCAUCUGCUCCACCAUAGUCCGAACUCGGAUUGUGGCUCAGCUCACACGGAAUCAAUCGGGUACCCGAUUUCAACAUUUCCGUAAAUAAAUAACCCCACCUAGACGAUCUCCGAUCAGAAACCUGAAUUCGGUUCUGUUUGAGAGUUAACUCAGGAACAAGAGGAUGCAAGCAUUACGUGCCAGAGUAUCAUAAUCAGAUCUGAAUUGAACUUAAUUUUCACCAAUACUAUCAUUUUAUUGGACUUUCAUUGGAGAGGAUUGAUGGCGUCUAGGAACAGGACAAUCUUGUACAAGAAGUACAGAGAUGCGUUAAAGAGUGUGCGAGUUCCGGCUGGAUCGUCGCAAUCGAGCUCCAGCGGCGGCGGUCCAGUAAUUGAAUUAUCAUCGACUUCAUUACUUAACCCAAAUCGCUCUUACGCUCCUCUCAGCACAGAAGAUCCUGGAACUUCCAGUAGUGGUCUGGUUACAGUAGGUUUACCACCUGCAUGGGUGGAUGUAUCUGAAGAAAUAGCUGCUAAUGUGCAACGAGUGAGAACAAAAAUGGCUGAGCUAGCAAAGGCUCAUGCGAAGGCCUUAAUGCCAUCAUUUGGAGAUGGUAAAGAGGAUCAACAUCGGAUUGAAGGUCUUACCCAUCAAAUAACUGGUUUGUUGAAGACAUCAGAAAAAAUGUUACACCGGCUAUCCAGGGCAGGACCUUCUGAAGACUCAAAUGUCCGGAAAAAUGUGCAGCGCUCUCUCGCAACAGAUCUUCAAAAUCUGUCAAUGGAAUUUCGCAGGAAACAGUCUACUUAUUUGAAACAACUACGUCAACAAAAAGAGGCUCCAGAUGGUGUUGAUUUGGAGAUGAAUUUUAGUGAAAGUCACGAUGAUAUGGAUGAAUUUGGAUUUAAUGAGCAUCAAAUGUCAAAAUUAAAAAAAAGUGAGGCAUUCACAGCAGAAAGGGAGAGGGAAAUACAACAGGUUGUAGAAUCAGUUAAUGAACUUGCCCAAAUUAUGAAGGACUUGUCAGUUCUAGUGAUUGACCAGGGCUCCAUCGUGGACAGGAUAGAUCAUAAUGUUCAGAAUGUUGCUGCGACAGUUGAGGAUGGUCUCAAACAGUUGCAAAAGGCAGAGAGAAGCCAGAAGAAAGGAGGGAUGGUUAUGUGUGCCACAGUGCUAGUCAUUAUGUGUUUUGUAAUGCUAGUCCUUUUAAUUUUGAAGACAAUACUUUUCUAAUCUGUUAUAAAAUGGUUCUUAUAUUCUUUUUACCUUCAUCUUGUACCGCGCCAGAGUAUUUACCCACUUAACGUGUGGCCAAUAGAAGAACUUCAAAUUUUUGUUCCUUCAUCAGUUACUUAUUCUACUGCCCCUUGUUAUCAGGGGAAGAUAUUGUGUUGAGCUGAUUAAUACAGCUCAAGAGGCCUUUGUAUAGAAGAGAAUUAAAGUGUAAUAUGUUGAAUAUUUUUUGGUAGCAAGGCAUGAUAGUAUAUAUUUCUAUUGAUUCUUUUAUCUCGUAGGGUUUUUGCUACUCUAAAACAUUAUCAAGUUUGGAGAUGUUGGCUGUUGUUUAUUACUCUUGAAGAAAUUCAUAUUUCACGUCCU
Cuscuta epithymum is the source of this 1639-nucleotide messenger RNA. The record is from the annotation of a GenBank genome assembly. NCBI's taxonomy places the organism in Eukaryota, Viridiplantae, Streptophyta, Magnoliopsida, Solanales, Convolvulaceae.